AUGAAACAGCUGAGGACCGAAUAUGGCCGUCUCUGCUGCUUCCGCUCGAGUUCCUCCCUUCCCUCUCAAGGGCAAGCUGUCCUGACCGAAUUGCACUCCCUGUUUCACGGACCGAGCCUCCGCCCUAGAUUGCCAGCCUUGUACGGACGAGGACCACCGGAUUUGAACAGCCUUGCGAAGGGACUCGCCCUGCCUUGGACCCUCACCAAUCUUGGCCUUGACUUGUCAACUGAUAGUGGAGCCUCGUGCGUUUUUGCACCUUCACGCCCCAUCAUGCACGCCUCGCUGUCGACAUGGCUGGCGGUCUCAGCAGCCGUGUGGCCCACAGUCACAGCCUUCUAUCCCUACCGGUACGAUGACGGUAGCAAACCGACCGCUUCAAGUCGGCGAAGCACUCGACUCCCAAGGCCAGAUUCGAGGUCCGUCACACUGCCACUACGCCGCGUACCGGCCUCUCUCCGAACCCGCCAGAACGCGUACAACAUCGUCAACUCGAAAGACCCUACGCAAAAGAACAGCGUAGCGAUCGACCAAGACGGGAGCGACCUGAGCUACAUGGUUGCCGUGACGAUUGGAGACAGCAAAGAGGAAUACCAUCUGCUCCUGGAUUCAGCUGCGAGCAACACCUGGGUCAUGGGGCAAGACUGCAAGAGCGAUGCUUGUGGGAUACAUACCACCUUUGGCCACGGAGAUUCAAGCUCUCUCCAAACGCAAGACACGCCUUUCAGCGUCACCUACGGCACGGGCUCUGUCAGUGGUACCCUCGCGACCGACACACUGCACAUUGGCGUCUCUCUCUCUCCCUCCGUGACCUUUGGCCUCGCAACCAACGUCUCGUCAGAAUUCAAGGCCUACCCCAUGGACGGCAUCCUCGGCAUCGGCCGCGGCGCGAAUGUCAAGGGAGCAGUAGACGCGCCUCAGAUCAUGGAUGCCCUGAAGACCGAGAACCUAAUCGGCUCAAAGCUCUAUGGCAUCCACCUCAGUCGCUCCUCGGAUGGCUUGAACGACGGCGAGCUAGACCUCGGUGACGUCAACAAAGCCCGUUUCUCCGGCGACCUGAACUGGCUAGACUGCGAGCCCAACGACACAGGUUUCUGGGAGGUUGCCAUCUCGGACGCCUCUGUGAACGGCAAGACACUCGGUCUGCAAGGGAAGAAGGGCAUCAUGGACACGGGCACGUCUUACAUCCUGAUGCCGCCCGCCGACGCACUAGCCAUCCACUCCCAGAUCCCCAACUUCGCACAGAGCGGCGAGACGUUCAGCGUGCCAUGCGACACCAAAACCCCACUACAAUUCAUCUUCGGAAAAACAGGCUACAACAUCUCCACCACAGACUGGCUAGGCGGCAAGCUCGACUCGGGACUAUGCCGGAGCAACAUGGUAGGCCGGCAGACGUUCAACGAGAGCCAGUGGCUCAUCGGCGACGUAUUCCUCAAGAACGUGUACUCUGUCUUCGACUUUGACGGGAAUCGAGUCGGGCUCGGCACACCCGGUACCGGAGAUGAUCAGCAGAGCUCCAGCUCUGCGGCUUCGUCGUCUCCCUCGUCUCCCUCGGCCACGGGCGCCUCGCAAUCCAGCGCAGCGCCAGCCGCGACGCAGACAGUCGCCGUCGAGGGCAGUCCAGACCCGAGUUCGACUCCUGUUGCCGAGAGCCAGGGACAGAGCGCGCAGCAGGGCGGGGCUGCUGGGGCGGUAAAAGCGCCUCUGAUGCUGUUCACGUGCGCUCUGUCGCUCGCUGUAUUCGUAUAA
Messenger RNA from Ascochyta rabiei, 1749 nucleotides. RefSeq lists its product as uncharacterized. The transcript has 2 exons. Gene Ontology annotation, biological process: proteolysis. Gene Ontology annotation, molecular function: aspartic-type endopeptidase activity. Bases 1 to 1749 code for a protein of 582 amino acids. The record is from RefSeq and is a predicted model, not a curated record. Lineage: Eukaryota; Fungi; Ascomycota; Dothideomycetes; Pleosporales; Didymellaceae.